This is a messenger RNA of Haliotis rubra (blacklip abalone), 1174 nucleotides long. RefSeq names its product circumsporozoite protein-like. The record is from RefSeq and is a predicted model, not a curated record. Bases 1 to 600 code for a protein of 199 amino acids. The transcript has 3 exons. NCBI's taxonomy places the organism in Eukaryota, Metazoa, Mollusca, Gastropoda, Lepetellida, Haliotidae.
AUGGUUCAGCUGCAAAUAGCGUGUAUCUGUGCUGAUGAUGGAUGUCAUACUAUACUACAAACAAAAUGUAUGGGAACACCAUAUUAUGGCUUAUUCGCUCUGAUAGCCCCCGGAUUGGUGUUACUCUUCGUUUUAAUCCUUUACUGCUGCAUUAAAAAGAAGCUAGAACCACGACGUAUCGUCAGUCCUUCGCCUCCCCAGCCCCUUGCGACUUCCUCUGGGACCUCAGGCGUCGAACGAAGCAACGGAGAAAAACCUAUCACCCACUACCCAAUUCCCCCAACCAUCAAAGCCAACGACCCUCCACCUCCAUACGAUUCCUCAGAUCCAGCGCAUCCCCCUGGAAAUAACUCUAACGGGGGACAGAUAAAUACUCGGACGCUACCUCCUGGAACUAUUCGCCAACCGCCGUCCGUGCCAGCACCCGCAUGGCAAGCCCCACCCCCCGGGGCCCCUCCGCAGAGUGACAACCCACCGAUGCCACAGCCCGACCCUCCUAAAACAUCAAAGCCUCACCCUCCUACAACGUCCCCAUCAGAUGACAACCCCCUCGCCACUGCUCCAGGGGCUUCAGGUAUCCACCCACCUCCCUCCCAGUGACAAAGCUCCGACGACGGCAGCUCCCACAGAAGGAGAGUCGCACUGACAAUGCAGCGAAUGCUUGAAUAAACAUCGGGUUUUAUUUCUAUAGUUCAAGGGCUCUUUAGUCAGCGUAUGUCUCGCUCAGAUAGGCGUCUACAUCGAAUGUUCUUUAAUUUGUGUUUUAAGUGUUUAGAUCUUUAACACGUUUUGAGAUAACUCUCUUUGACAUUUUCAAUACAAGCUUUUAAAAUGCUGAUGCGUCUCUGGCUGGACGUUCGGACAAGUAUUUUCAACAGAACCAUAGAUUGAAGCCAAUGUUCCACCGAGUAUUCCAAGAAAAAGAAGAGAGAAUUAUCCAGGCUCAUCUGUGCUUUAUCAGGAGCUUUCCUCAGCACCGACUGUGAUUGGAUUUUAUGAAGUUGAUAUUUAUAGAUUAUAUUUUGUACAUUAUACAAUCAUUUUGGCACAUCCACAUAAUUGGCAAAGACUAUUGCUAUACAGUACUUAUCCGCCCUGUCACAUUAACUUGGAUGAUUGGUAAAACCAUAGUGAUUCCUUACAAAGUUGAGACUUGAGACAAGACACCCGUCAG